Messenger RNA from Taeniopygia guttata (zebra finch), 6259 nucleotides. RefSeq names its product adhesion G protein-coupled receptor D1 (gene ADGRD1). The record is from RefSeq and is a predicted model, not a curated record. Gene Ontology annotation, biological process: cell surface receptor signaling pathway; adenylate cyclase-activating G protein-coupled receptor signaling pathway. Gene Ontology annotation, cellular component: plasma membrane. Gene Ontology annotation, molecular function: G protein-coupled receptor activity. NCBI's taxonomy places the organism in Eukaryota, Metazoa, Chordata, Aves, Passeriformes, Estrildidae.
GGCCCGGGCGGGCAGCGCCGCUCCCUCCCCUCCCCGCCCGCAGGGCUGAGCCCCGGAGCUCCGCGGGGCAGCGGCAGCGGCACAAGCUGCGAACGAGAUCUUUUCUGUCUGGCGCCUCCGGACACGGGAAUUUAUACCGAGUUACAUGAAGAUACCGAAGGGUGCAGCAAGGAAAAAAUACUUGGAGGGUCUGGAAGGAUAUUUUGCCAUCACUGAAGGAAUGGACCUUUCCAACCUGCAUGGAAAAUGUCCUUUUUAAUCCCAAAAGUCGCAAAGGAAAACUUAUGACUGAAGUCCUACAGGAGUUGGAGUUCAGCUGUACUUUUAACCUUAAAUAGACCAUGGAGAGUUUGUUAUCUCUACUCUGUUGCCAUUAUUCUUUGCUGAUUUUAUUUCAGCAAAAGUAUCAGGUGUACGGAAACUACUCCCAGCUCCCCAAACACCCAGGAUUCAGAGUCCUGGCAUCAGCUUCCCAUUACUGGCCCUUGGAAGAUGUGGAUGGAAUUCACGAGUUUCGGGACACAAACGGAGCUCUAAGAAUCCACAACUUCACUGUGCUUCCUUCCCAUAACUCUACCUUUGUAAAUACCAAUGACUCUGCCUACUCUAACUUCUCUGCAACUGUAGAUAUUAUAGAAGGGAUGGUGAACAAAGGGAUUUACGUCACUGAAAAGAAAGGAGUCACCUUUCUCUUCUUCGGAAGCUAUCGGAAUUCUUGCAUUAGUAAUCCAGAGGCUUGUGGGCCUGAAGGAGUAACAUUUUCCUUUUUCUGGAAGACUCAAGACCAACAGGCCAAGCUUCUCCCUGCCUCUGGUGGGCGAGUAAUUUCCAGUGGUUUCAAAAUCUGCUCAAACGAAGGUGAAGGCUCCGUGGAGUUUUACAGCCGUGGGAAUGCAAUGAUGAAGUGGAAAGCCAGCUUUAGUCCACCAGGCCCCUACUGGACCCACGUCCUCUUCACCUGGAGGUCGCGGGAAGGCCUCAAGGUCUACGUCAACGGCAGCCUGAGCACGGCGGACCCCGACGGGAAGGUUUUCUACGACUACGGCGAUGCCGGCAGCGAGCUGCUGGGGGGCACGGAGGGGACGGCGCGGCGCUCCGUCAGCGGCGCCUUCGACGAGUUCGUCAUCUGGGAGAGGGCCCUGAGCCCCCGCGAGGUGCGCCAGUACUUCACGGCCGCCGUGGGUGUGCAAGUUCUGCUCUCUUCAACACUUCCCUGGUCUCUGAUGACAACCACUACAGACCCUGUGCUCCCCACCGAUGCCUACCAGCCCAUCAUCGCGGCGCUGAGCCGGGACAGAGGCAGCUCGCCCUCGCCCAGCUCCCUGCUGGGGCACCUGCAGGACGUGUCCUUCAGCCUGCCCAACUCCUCCCUGGCAGAGCACACUGCCCUGAGCCUGGCCCAGGCAUUUUUAAAAGCUGUUGAAGACUUUCUGUUACUGUCUGACUGGAUUGAUGGACCAGAGAGCCCCGCGGUGCUCAGCAGCCUGAUCCACACCAUCGACACGGUGAUGGCUCACCUGUCCCGCAACCUGGAGGGCAGCUCGGAGGAGAACUCGCUGCCGCUGACCCUCGAGGGCUCCUCGGCCGUGGCAGAUUACGCUGUGGUCAAAAUGCAUCCCCAGACCCUGAAUGUGUCCCACUAUCGAUUUCCAUCUCGAGGGCAGAGCUACAUUUCCAUUCCCAGUGAAGCUUUCCAUGGAAAAGCCUGGAUCACCAUCGUGGGCCUGCUCUACCACAACAUGCAUUACUUCUUCAACAACAUCAACCCUGUGGACACCAGGAUUGCCGGAGCUGCUGCCUACAAAGGCUACAUGAUCUCAGCCAGCAGUUUCCUCAUCUCUAUCAAGGUGGAGCCUCUGCCCCAGCUGUCCCACAACCUGUCAGGCUCUCCUCUCAUCACCAUCCAGCUCACCCACAGGCUGACGCCCAGACAAUACAGCCAAGCACUAAAUAAAAGUAACAGAGUUCAUCUUUACUGUGCAUUUCUGGAUUACAGCAAUGGGACUGGUGUUUGGUCUGACGAGGGCUGUGUGCGUGAGAGUGGGGACCUCAACUACUCCGUGUGCCUCUGCAACCACCUCACCAACUUCGCCAUCCUGAUGCAAGUGGUGCCCCUGAAGCUAACCAGAGAACACCAGGUGGCCCUCUCCUCCAUCACUUACGUCGGCUGUGCCCUGUCCAUCUUCUGCCUGACGAUCACCCUGGUCACGUUCGCUGUGUUGUCGUCUGUCAGCACCAUCCGCAACCAGCGCUACCACAUCCACGCCAACCUGUCCUGCGCCGUGCUGCUGGCCCAGGCCCUGCUGCUGGCCAGCUUCCAGCUGAGUCCUGCAACCCUGCCUUGCAAGAUAUUUGCCAUCCUCCUUCAUUUUUUCUUCCUGAGUGCCUUUGCAUGGAUGCUGGUGGAAGGAUUUCAUCUUUAUAGCAUGGUGAUCAAAGUAUUUGGGUCAGAAGAAAGCAAGCACUUAUAUUAUUAUGGAAUUGGAUGGGGCUGCCCACUGGUGAUCUGUGUCAUUUCUGCAAUGUCGUCCCUGGACAGCUAUGGAGAAAGUGGCAACUGCUGGCUUUCACUGGAGAAUGGAGCAAUCUGGGCUUUUGUGGCACCAGCGAUGUUUGUCAUUCUGGUCAACAUUGGCAUUCUCAUUGCUGUCACAAGAGUCAUCUCCAGAAUCAGUGCAGACAGCUACAAGGUCCAUGGAGAUGCUAAUGCCUUCAAACUAACAGCUAAAGCCGUGGCUGUUCUCUUACCCAUCUUGGGGAGCUCAUGGAUCUUUGGUAUUUUGGCUGUCAAUGCCCACGCUUUAGUAUUUCAGUAUAUAUUUGCUGUUUUUAAUUCACUACAGGGAUUUUUCAUGUUCCUGUUUCACUGUCUUCUGAACUCAGAGGUUAGAGCUGCCUUUAAGCACAAAACCAAGGUCUGGUCCCUCACCAGCAGUUCAGCACGCAACAUCAAUGUGAAGCCCUUCAAUUCAGACAUUAUGACUGGGAAUAGGCCAGGCACAACUCCCACGAAGCUGAACACCUGGGAUAAAAGCACCAAUUCAGCAAACCGCAUUGAUUUAUCAGCAGUCUGACAGGAGCAGCAGCUCCUCAGAGAAAAUCAAACCACACAUUCAGGACCUCUGACACCGUGUCCACCAGCUUUUUCUCACUGUAACAGUAGAAAACUGGGUUUUUAAUCACUGCCUAAUGAAUUGGGAAUUGCCAUUGUUUUGUUGAGUAAAUAGCCCUCAUUGCUUGCCUUCAAAACUGUAACACAUUCUAGCACUUGGCUACUAGCAGUAUCUGUAAAAAUGACCAGCACAAAUAUACACUGGAUGGUUUUGUCAGCAAUGAUGAAAACUCUACGUAUGCAAGAAGGGCUUCUUGCCUCUGAAUCAUUCCAGCUCCCAGAACUGAGGGAAAGCAACAUACCUCUGAAAAUAUGGAUUUUUAUGCUCUAAAAUGAAAUGCUUCCCACUGUGAUGUUGUAAUGAGACUAUCCCAGACUUUCUGUGCUCUCUCUGUUUACAUUUUUUACCUUACAGAAUUAUCAAAGUGAAGUUGAUUCAAAAUACAUGGUGUGGUGUUUAUCUAGAUGCUAUAAGGAAGGCAGGACUUGAGGGAGGAGCAGGUUCCAGCUACCCCACUCCCAAGGUGGGUGUGGAUUGGCAAAGCUAAUGAGCACAUAAACAGCACCUGUAACAUCUCCUGGAUGUGGCCUGGUAGUAUUUUAGCUCUUCCUCUUGCCCUGUUAUCAUCAGAGGCAAAACUGGCUGUGGCUGUCCUAGAGCAGCCCACAGCCCCUCUGCUGCUGAUGUGUGUCUGCUGAUACAUGGCCAUACAAAUCAUUCAGUUAUUCCCCUGCAGCUCGGGGAUGCAAUCAGCAACUCUCCUUUGGGUGCAUUCUGCAAACUCUAACCCUAGAGCUGUGACUUACCCUGCUCCUUUUGCUGGUCAUUUCGAGACACUGAAUUGCUGCCACAAAGAUGUAAGACAUUGAUAUACUGUGAAGACAGCCAGCCUACAAACCAGUCUGUGUAUUGUUUCCUGCAGACAGCUUUUAAACAGGUCUCUGCAGUCUCUUUUUGUGGUUUCAGACUCUGCUCAGCAUUUAGUAGCUUCUGCUUCAGUACUGCUAUGAACUGUCUUUGAGGAGGGAAAAAACACUGUAAUGUUUUUUCUGAGCAGUGUUUUGUAGGGUCUCAGAGUGGUGUUUGGGGCACGAGGCAGGGCCACACAAACGUGCACCUUCCCAGCCGGAGCCCACAGAACUUAACCCCUGGCAGAGGUCAGCAGGUAAUUCACUGUCCUGAUCCACUGGGCUACCAAAGUACUGCAACAGGCAGAAAAUGCAACUCUUCAACCUCACCUCUUCAUAAGAUGUUUCGUGUUGGGUUUUUUUAGCCUUAAUUAAAUGUUUGUGCAUUCAGCAGCUCCGACCAUUCCUGGUCCUGGUGUUUUUUGUUUCUAAUAGAAAAGGUAUUUACACUCUAAUAUGCAAAGUGGAAAUUUUUUAUUGCAUAGUAAAUUUAUCAAAAAAUGAAAUUAAAUUAAUCUUUAGGGAACAGGAAAUACCCACCAAAUAUGACUGAAUUUAGUGAUGUGUUUAAUCCAAAAGACAUGGAAUUUAAAGUUUAGAAAAACUCAAUGCAUUUAAUUUCUGUUUGGUCCAAACCAAGUUUUGUUCCUAUUUUCUUCCUGCACUAAAAAUAAAGAUCUGUUUCAGUUUGGCUCAAUCUUUCCUGCCUUUUCCCCUUCCCACACCUGGGUGUGAUCACCAAACUGGAAGCCCAGAGUCCACCCAAGUUUGUUGAGCUUACAGCUCAAAACAUUCUACAGAAAUUAUUUUAGUUGCACCAGAUUUAGUUGCUGGAUUCCUGCAGCUGGAACAGAGCAGAACUGCACAUCACACAUUUACAGGCAUGAAAUCCAUGGCUUUAAUCUCAUGUUUCCUAAUGCAAAUAACUCCAGUUGUUGACAGCUAACUCCAUAGAGAGGGUCAGUAAAAGCUAAAUAUGUAGAUGGCUGUGUCUUUAUUUUGGCUUUUCUGUAUGGUUUUCUCCUAGCCUUUUCUGCACUGCUCUGUCUUACAGCUGUGCAAAUAUUUGGGCUUUUCUUGGCCUGAAAAUUAUUUUUUUCCCUGAAAGACCUUGUAGACAGAGCCCUUGGGAUGUACAGAGGAGGUGGAAUAGAAAAGUACUGUGAUAACAGUGCUCAGAGUUUGUAUUGUGUGCACACAAUGUAUUUAAGCAUAUUUUUUAUACUGGACCAUAUGAGUUCUUUUGGUUUUGGUUUGUUUCUUUGGUUUGCUUUUGGUUUUUUUAUACUGUGACCACAAAUAUAGAUUGAAAUCCUCCUUGAUAAUUUUCUAGUCAUUGUAUUAUAGCACAAAGUUCUGUGAAUGAACCAGAUAACAUAUAAAAGCUUUUUUUUUUGUUUUGUUUUUAAAAAUCUUAAUUUUUAAGAGUAUUCCCCUCUGCACAAUUUUUGUUACCUGCAUUUCUUCCUGUGCUGUAUUGGUCAUUUUGAGACCAGUCAAGGUCCCUUUGGAAAAAACCCCAACAAGAAACAUACCACUGACACCGCAGAAUGGCAGUGGCACAAAGGGCUGAGGCAGUUUUUCAUCCAGGCGUGCUCUGGUUUAAAAUUGUUCACCAAGCCUGAGACAAGCAUGAAAGCAUGUUUGGUUUUAUACUUUGGAAAGGGACGGGGCAGUGCUGUGAGGGAAGACCCAGUGUCUCCUGGGAUCCUCUGAGCAUGCAGGGUCCUGCUGCACCUGAACGGGGCUGGGAUGAAGCAGUUUUAUUUUGUUCAUGGCCCACGAGGUUUGGAGCAUGAAUUUAUCACACUGCAUUGGGCAUGGGGCUCCUUCUGGUUUUGAUAAACUGGUGAAAAUCCCCACAAAGUACAAAUGUGUUCUGUUGCCAUCGAUAUCCAUUCUUUUUGUUUGAUUCAAAGUGUUUUUCUUGGUACUGAAUGCAGCAAAUGUACUGAAUAAGAAAUGCUCAAAUUAAUCUUUAAACAAUCUCUUUCUGUCCUCAGUCUCUUGAAGCUUGAAAAUCUUGCAGUUUAUUUAUGGGCUUGUAUAUAGCAGCUAUUACAAUAUUUUUUUUUUGGACAGCGUCAUUUUGUCAACAGUAUGAAAUCUUAAUUGAAUGAAAUGUGAGUUUUAAAAAUAGGUAAUGUAGCAAGAAUGACUUUGCCAGUAAUUAGUAAAAUAAUUUAGUUUUGUUGGUUUUUCCCCCUCAAAUAAAUAAGAAAUCUUAAUUUCCUAAAA